UGCCUGUGGUGUUACCAGACCAGGUGGAGGCUGUGUUAAUAGGAGCAGCCAUUUUGGGAGCAUGUGCAUCGCAGGACUUCACCUCUAUACAGAUCUGUGGCUGUCCAAGCGGCUCGGCGUGUGCGCCUGCGAGGAGUCUCCGUGGGGCAGCAUACGGCCCCUGGUGCGCCUGCUGGAGUUCUCCGGACAUGUCAUCCCGUGGCUCAUCGGCACCCUGUACACUCUGCUCCGUGGAGAGACGGCGGCAGAGCAGGAGAUCAUGCUGAAUUUGGCCCUGGCUCUGUUGUUGGACCUGCUGCUGGUCAGAGUUGUGAAGACUCUGGUGAGACGCCGAAGGCCCGCACAGAACCGCUCUGACAUCCUCUCCACCUUCUUCGUGGAGCGUUACUCAUUCCCCUCAGGCCACGCAACGCGGGCGGCAAUGUGUGCUCGGUUCUUCCUGGCCCAGCUGGUGGACACAGCCUCCAUGCGGGUGCUGGUCGUGGGCUGGGCCUUCCUGGUGAGCCUGUCCCGGCUGCUGCUCGCCAGACACUAUGUGACAGAUGUGGGCUUUGGCUUGGCCAUGGGUUACUGUCAGUACAGCUUGGUAGAAAGGCUGUGGGUGACCUGGGACUGCCUUCAGGACGUGCUGCUCAUGCAACUGCGAGAGACACUCAACAGGGCUUGUGGUGGUCUCUGGAUGGCAGCUUGGAAACAUUAGGUUCGGUGUGUGGUGUGCCAACUUAUAUAUAUGGGAUGUGUAGCAUGAGUCUGCGUAAUUGAAAAACUGAAUUGAAUUGUAUCAAAAUGACUCCAGUAUUUCUAUGUUUUUUAUUGUGUAUUUUCUUAAGAAUUAGGUGGGUGAUUUGGAAAUUGAUGGUGUGGGCUGUCACUGGCAAGUUGUUCAUGCAUAUAUGCUAUUGUUUGCACCACAAACCUGGUGACCUAAUCACAGCCUGAAACCAAAGCUAACUUUAACUAAACCCUUUUUAAAAUCAUUAAAAUCUAAUUAAAAUAAGUUGUAAGUGUAGUUGUGUAUGUCACUGAGACAUCCUGGUAGUUUCAGGAUGAGUGGUGUAACUGUCGCAUGUCACUGCUGUCUGACAGUGGCACAGUGCUUCCUGACACAAUGCUUCAUGACGGGUGUGUGGUUUUGUACUCAGCGACAACACACUGUGGGUUCUUUCUAUUUGUGUGACUGCUGGUGGGGGGGAGGCCAACUCACACUUAUCUAAGUUUCCAUCAGCUGCCGCCCUGUCUCCUGACUGUCAUUAUUAUUGUAAUACAUCCCAUCUCAUCUUACACAGUUGAUGAACAUACCAAUCUUGAAAAUAAACUACAACCAAA
Hippoglossus stenolepis (Pacific halibut) is the source of this 1326-nucleotide messenger RNA. RefSeq names its product polyisoprenoid diphosphate/phosphate phosphohydrolase PLPP6. Lineage: Eukaryota; Metazoa; Chordata; Actinopteri; Pleuronectiformes; Pleuronectidae. Gene Ontology annotation, molecular function: sphingosine-1-phosphate phosphatase activity. Bases 62 to 700 code for a protein of 212 amino acids. The record is from RefSeq and is a predicted model, not a curated record. The transcript is spliced from 3 exons.